Cherax quadricarinatus is the source of this 1872-nucleotide messenger RNA. RefSeq names its product glutamate receptor-like. Gene Ontology annotation, molecular function: ligand-gated monoatomic ion channel activity. NCBI's taxonomy places the organism in Eukaryota, Metazoa, Arthropoda, Malacostraca, Decapoda, Parastacidae. Gene Ontology annotation, cellular component: membrane. The record is from RefSeq and is a predicted model, not a curated record.
AUGAAGUUCACUAUAUUGAUAAGUGUGUUGCUGGUGACUAACCAGAGCUUGGGAUUUCUGAAAGCGAUUUCGACCGUCUCGCUAUGUUCAAAGGUGUUGCAGGAGGUACUGAGUGGCCCUCUGGCAGGCUGCAACAUAGUCUUGUAUCUCGAUCUUGGAGACGACAUGUUAGUCGCUGACCAGUUAUUGGCCCAACCAACCCUCCAGGAUAUUCCUCACGUCCUAGUUAAUCUGGAUAAUAACGGGACCGUUUGGUCCAAAAACCAGAAUGCGGCGGUGCUUCGAGGAAUAGGAUUUAUCCACGUUGUUUUGUUCAGGAAAAAUCCCCGUCCAUUUUUUGAGGCCGUAUCGCCUCAAUGGAAUCCUAAAUAUGUGAUGCUUUUUAGUUUGUUUCAAGGUAUAUCUAAAAAUAUUAUAAAUCAAUCAUUUCACAGAGUAGAAAAGCUGGUGUUGUUUAAUAAGGCUUCUCCAAGGUUUCCUAAUACAACAGGUCUUUAUACAUUCUUUCCCUUUUCCAAAACCAAUAAGCUGAAGUUCAUAGGAAAUUGGAAUUCCACCUCUAAUGUCACAAUGGCAAGUGUCUUUAUUGACCGUUUUCCGUCAUUCGAAGGUUACCAAUUUCAUAUUGCAACAUGGAAUGACGACUCUCCGUUUCUGUACCAGAAGAAUAAUGCCCCAAAGGGAAAAGGUGACGGUGUUGUGGUCUGCAUGUUAGACGCCAUCGCUGAAAUGCUCAACUUCCGUUACACGAUGACGACGAAGCCUCAAGACUGCAUGUGGGGCUCCUUUGUGAACGGUUCCUGGAACGGCAUCCUCGGAAUGGUUCACCGCAAAGAAAAGAAUUUCACAGUGAACACUAUGUUAGUCACUGAAGCUCGCGGAAAGGACUUUGACUUCGGUGUCUGGUACUGGAUGGAAGGGUUCGGCGUUAUGUUGAUGAACCCGGCACCGCUGGCCAAGUGGAGAGGAAUAUAUUAUUCUUUCCAACCUUCUCUCUGGUUCGCUGUCAUUCUUACAGCCGUCUCAGUAAUUGUGAUCAUGACCCUGCAGGACCGGAUACAGCCUGAACCGCUGCUGGGUGGACUGGGAGGUACGUGGAUGUACAUGCUACGGACUCUGGUCAACCAGGAGCUCACGGUCCUGCCCAGGGCGCAGUGGCAGCGACUGUUCUUAGCCUCGUGGCUCUUCUACUGUUUCAUCCUCACUACAGCCUACAUCGCCAACCUCAUCGCCUUCGUCACCACUCCUGUGUUCCCCGAGCGCCUCCACACCCUCCAUCAGCUGGCCCACUCCAACUACAGGUUAGCCAUGGUGAACUACGGUGAUUUCGUGCCGGAGGCUCUGCGCUCUUCCAAGUCGGACGAGUACACCAGGCUGUGGAGAAAGCUAGACCUGUGCCAGGAGUACAACGAGGUGCUGGCGCUCAUGACCCAGCAGACACACGCCUUUGUCGAACUCUACUCCUACAGCAAGGUCCUCCUCAAGACCAAGUACCAGUUGAAUCAUACAUAUAUGAUGAAGGAGCAGCUGUAUCCAAGCUACUUCGCCUGGCUGUACCCGAAGAACACUGCCUGGAGGUACAAGUUUGACCAGGGAGUUCGGCACCUGGUGGAGGCUGGCCUAGUGUCUCACUGGUACAAGGAAAAGAUAGAGGAGUUACUGGGUCGAGACAGAGAGAAACGGGAGCGUGUGGAAGCCAGGCAGCAACGCAAGAAGAAAGGACCUCUUAACCUGCAUCAUCUGGAGGGUGUCUUCUUCAUCCUGGUGAUCAGCUGGGCAGCAAGUGCUGUGGUGCUGCUGCUGGAGCUGCUGUUUCACUCUAGUCUUACUUCUACAGCCUCGUCUUCACUGGCUCGCAUUCUGAUGAUCUAG